This is a messenger RNA of Oncorhynchus tshawytscha (Chinook salmon), 2152 nucleotides long. Its product is annotated as BRO1 domain-containing protein BROX. The record is from RefSeq and is a predicted model, not a curated record. The transcript is spliced from 13 exons. Bases 623 to 1858 code for a protein of 411 amino acids. NCBI's taxonomy places the organism in Eukaryota, Metazoa, Chordata, Actinopteri, Salmoniformes, Salmonidae.
AAAUAUCACUUCCAUAAUAUUGUACAAACUAGACUUGUGUUUAUAGAUUUUCUUAUUUGUCCAUUAGGUAAUUCGAAAGCUAGGUCGCUAACGUUAGCUACAGUACAUUAGCUAGCUAGUUGGGAGUUGCUGCUGUCACAUUUGGGUGGGUAUUCAUUAGUCGUAUUCCGUUGCAAAACGUCUUUGCAAACGGAACCGUUUACUCCAAAAGUGGAACGUUUGCAACGAAAACGAGAGUUUCUAUGGGACAUUUUCAGUAAAGACUGUCCUCGUCUUGUUCUGUUUGAUUCCUAGAGUAAACCAACGGAAUCCGACUAAUCCCCCCCCCAUAAUUUAGUUUAGGUUACAGACUAGCUCCUUAGUAAUAUUCACGUCUAUUUAGUUGAGUUGGUAGCUAUCUAGUAACAUUAUACGAACAAUGUAGUGUGGAAGAGGUUUACAAUACGUCUUCUAGCAAUAUGCCCACCCGUCUAGCCUACAUAGUGAGAAGCUAGCUAAGCUUAGCCAAGCAGUUGUGUUAGCUGCUAGGCCAUCAGUGUACACGUCAAGGCAAGACCGUCAUUGAUUGUUGUCAUCAAGCCACAGCCAACAAACAUCCAACUUUUACCAUCCAAGCCACAGAAUGACUCAUUGGUUCCACCGAAACCCAUUGAAAGCAACUGCACCUGUUUCCUUCAACUUCUAUGGAGUUGCUGGUAGCCCAUCAGCAAAUAAGAUAUGCAAUGACUUGAGGACAUCGAGGGCCAGGCUCUUGGAGAUGUUCACAGAUACCACCUGCGAUCCCGAGAUCAUGAAAAAUGCCACAGAUACUUAUUUCUCACUCUUACAAGGAUUCAUUGCAUCUCUGGAUGGCACCAAACAAGAGAACAAGCUUCGGUUCAUGCAGAACUUCAAGUGGACUGACACUUUGCAAGGAAACACCCCAAGUGCCCAACAAGAUGCUAUUUUUGAACUGGUCUCCAUGGCCUUCAAUGUUGCAAUUUGGCACGCCAAGUUUGCCUCAAGACUUGCAGGAAAGGAAAAUGUAACUGAGGUAGAAGCAAAAGAUGUCCACAGGAGCCUGAAAUUUGCUGCUGGGAUUUUCAAGCACCUCAAGGAGGUCUACAUCCCCCGCCUCAUCACCCCAGCGGAGAAGGGCCGAGACCUAGACCCCAGAGUCAUGGACACCUACAUGGUCCAGUGCAAAGCAGAGGCACAGGAAGUGACGAUUGCCAGAGUGAUUGAACUCAAGCAUAACGCCACUCUCAUUGCAGCCUUGGCCUUCGAGACCGCAAACUUCUACCAGAAAGCUGACCACACACUGAACACCCUGGAACCAGAGUGCAGCAGUAAGUGGAGGAAUUACCUCCAGCUGAAACAGCACUUCUACAUGGCCUAUGCAUAUUGCUACCAUGGACAAACUCUCCUCGCGAGCGACAAGUGUGGCGAGUCAAUAAAAUCUCUCCAAGAAGCAGAAAAGUGCUACUCCAGAGCUGAGGCUCUGUGCAAAGAGUACCGUCAGACCAAAGGGCCGGGUAGCACAGCCAAGCCCUCUGAGCAGCUCUUCUUCACCACGCUGGGUGGCCUGAUCAAAAUUACAUUGCAAAAGUGCGAGAGAGAAAAUGGAUUCAUAUACUUUCACAAGGUCCCAGCCGAGGUGCCCCAGCUAGAGCUGAAGGCUAGCUAUGGCCUGGCCGAGCCAAUAUCCUUUGAGUUCCCAGCCGUCAGCGAGCAGUGCACCCCUGAAGUCUACACCACUUUUGACCUCACCAAGGGGGCCAAAGCUGAGAAGGCCAAACCCAAGCAGGAAGAAGAGGUUAAGCCAAUGAAGGAACCAGAUUUGAAGCCUCAGAAAGAUACAGGCUGCGUCAUAUCAUAAACAGAGGGAGGGGGGGUGACAAGAAAAACAUGACUGCAUGGAUUUAUUGAUGCAUUGGUUUGUUUUAUCUGUAGUGUUUUAUGAUCAGUGAUUUACAGUAGCAUGACCAUCUGUUGUAGUUCAUUUUAUACAUAGUUGUUUUCUAUUUUUUUAUGUUCAUGAUCAAAUAUUAUUGGGUCAGACUUUAUAUUUGAAAUAUUCUCUCACUAGUCCUGUUGAGGAUUUUGGAUCUUUAUUUUUUGCUGUCAUUUAAGAAAUGGACAAUUUAAUAUAGUAAGAACUUAUAACACUCCA